UAUUGGCUCCAGGACUCUCUUCUUGGUUUGGCAUGAUAUUCGUUCACUUGUAAAGGAUAGGUCUGGAUUAUAACCUUUCUUCCAUCGACAGCUAUUGAAGGAAUGGGGGAGCUUAGCAUCAUGGAUUAGGUCAAGAUGAUGUGCCUCUGCCCAGGCCUCAGCAAGGUCACCGUCCUCAUUUGUUUCUUCGUAUCCCCACGAGGUGCUAUGGCUGUUAAAAUCUCCAAUAAUAACAUUAACAAGGUCAUAGUCGAAAGAUUGAGGUUCAGUAAAGGCAAAUGUAGAUCCCGGAGGUUUAUAAACAGAAGUGACUGAUAGUUUCCCCAUGUUGACAGCAAGGACUUCUAUGUUAUCCUCUUCAGUCAGUGAGGUCUGAUCGAUGAUCACAUCUUUCCUAACAAAGAUCGCACUUCCAUAUUUCUCAUGUGGCCUCUCUAUAGCCAACUUCAUUCCAGGAAUCCUCGGUCGAAUGUGUUGGUGGCCUCUGUGGGUCUCUUGUAGACAUAAUGCUACACAGUCGUUCUCUUUGCAGAGCUUUCCAAUGAGUUGUUGUUUCGCUGUUGAAAACCCCUCAGUGUUGAUGGACAUCACUGUUACCUUCCGUCCUGAAGAGGAUGCAUGCUUCCGGCGACAAUCAGUGGGAGCCAUUAUUAGAUAAUAUUUACUUGCUGGUAAGAGUAGAUGAGAUGGAUGGAUGAUGGUGGUGGUAGAAUUAGCUCAGGACGAUGUCCAGUUUCCAGCCCCGCGACGUGGACGCUUAGAUAAGUAGACACUCAGCAGAGUCUUCUAUUGUGACGUCACACUCAGCUCAGCAGUGGUGAAAGAUAAGUAGACAGUCCAUGCACAGAGUCUCUUAUUAUGUCUCUUGGGACAUCGAUAUCAAAUGUCCCACAGAAGGAACUACGACAGGAGGAACUACGACAGAAGGAACUUCGGCAAGAGGAACUACGACAGGAGGAAACGCGACAGAAGAAACAUCGGCAAAGGGAACAACGACUGGAGGAACUACGGCAGAAGGAACUUCGGCAACAGGAAUGACCACAGUAGGUAAAACGACAGUAGGUACAUCGGCAAAGGGAGGAACUACGCCAGGAGGAACUACGACAGAAGUGACCACGACAGACGGAACCAUUACAGAGGGAAAUAUGACAAGAUCACUGGCAGGGAUUUUAAAGACUGGAAUAUCUGGCGAUAAUCUGAGUAACAUUUCCAGAGCAGUGUUUCUUAUCACAGAAGAGACUGAAUACAUCACGGUCACAGAUAUGGGUUUACUCGUCGAUAUCCUGCAGCAGAUAUCUUACCUCAAUUCCACCGAUGCUAAUGUGAGUUUUACAGGUUAA
Molecule: messenger RNA, 1340 nt
Organism: Strongylocentrotus purpuratus (purple sea urchin)
Lineage: Eukaryota; Metazoa; Echinodermata; Echinoidea; Camarodonta; Strongylocentrotidae
Product: probable serine/threonine-protein kinase sky1
Exons: 2
Coding region: 840-1340 (166 amino acids)
Source: RefSeq, a predicted model, not a curated record